Messenger RNA from Sipha flava (yellow sugarcane aphid), 934 nucleotides. RefSeq names its product U1 small nuclear ribonucleoprotein A (gene snf). Gene Ontology annotation, biological process: mRNA splicing, via spliceosome. NCBI's taxonomy places the organism in Eukaryota, Metazoa, Arthropoda, Insecta, Hemiptera, Aphididae. Gene Ontology annotation, molecular function: U1 snRNA binding. The record is from RefSeq and is a predicted model, not a curated record. The transcript is spliced from 6 exons. Bases 191 to 865 code for a protein of 224 amino acids. Gene Ontology annotation, cellular component: U1 snRNP.
UGGGUUGUGUUAUCGCUAGUCGGGUUGAAAAUCGCCGGAUCGUGUGCUGAACUGCCGAAUUGAGUUUAGAAUAUUUUCUACCGAGACCGUAUCGCCGAAACAUAUUCCAAGUCCACCGUCAUCGUAGAGCCGUUGGCGUUUCUGAGCUGCCGUUUACUUUAAAUAUUUGCUGAGAAAUUAAAGUGUUAUAAUGUUGGACACUCGUCCAAAUCAUACCAUCUAUAUAAACAACUUAAAUGAAAAAAUAAAAAAAGAUGAUUUGAAAAAAUCUCUUUAUGCAAUUUUUUCGCAAUUUGGACAAAUACUUGACAUUGUAGCGAUGAAAGGGAUUAAAAUGAAUGGACAAGCUUUUGUUAUUUUUAAAGACAUAUCCAGUUCCACAAAUGCUUUACGUGCUAUGCAAGGAUUUCCAUUUUAUGACAAGCCAAUGCGUAUCCAGUUUGCUAAAACAGAAUCUGAUAUAAUUGCAAAAAUGAAAGGAACCUUUGUUGAACGUCAAAAGAAACCUAAGAAACCAAAGGAUGAUGAAGAAGCUAAAAAAAGACGUAAAGCAGCUAAAGAACAGGCUCGUGCUUUGGCCCAACAAAAUAAUCCUGGAGGUGUAUCUGGUGGUAAUGUACCAGAACAACCGCCUAAUCAAAUUCUGUUCUUGACUAAUCUACCUGAUGAAACAACUGAAAUGAUGUUAUCUAUGCUCUUUAACCAGUUUCCUGGAUUUAAAGAAGUGCGACUUGUACCUAAUAGACAUGAUAUUGCUUUUGUUGAAUUUGAAAAUGAACACCAAUCUAAUACUGCCAAGUUGUCAUUAAACGGUUUCAAGAUUACGCCCACUCAUGCAAUGAAAAUUACUUUUGCUAAAAAAUAAAAUUGUUCAUUAUGAAAAAGAACUCUGAAUUCUUUGUAAAGUAACCUAAAAUAUAUUUUAUUUGUAUAA